Fundulus heteroclitus (mummichog) is the source of this 3795-nucleotide messenger RNA. Its product is annotated as PDZ domain-containing protein 7. The transcript is spliced from 18 exons. Gene Ontology annotation, molecular function: protein binding. NCBI's taxonomy places the organism in Eukaryota, Metazoa, Chordata, Actinopteri, Cyprinodontiformes, Fundulidae. Bases 966 to 3611 code for a protein of 881 amino acids. Gene Ontology annotation, biological process: auditory receptor cell stereocilium organization; sensory perception of sound. Gene Ontology annotation, cellular component: cilium; stereocilia ankle link complex; stereocilium tip. The record is from RefSeq and is a predicted model, not a curated record.
UCAUGCCAAAUCGUCAAAAAUCAACUCCAGCUGAGUUAGCGACGUACGAAGAACGGACCCCACGUCCCCAAGACAAAUACAAACGUAAAAAACAUACAGAACAUGUAAAAGACUAUAUACUAAAGUUGUUCCUAAUGUUCACAGGACGUGUAAAGGAACAGUUACGCAAAGGUACUGUAACUGAGUAAGAAUGUAACUAUAACAGACAUUGACUCUUUAAAUACUUAUUAAGUGAUCAUGAUCUUUCUUUCUGGGUUAUUUGUAUAACUCUCCCUUCCCUUCAUGUCUCGCAUUCAUCACGUGUUUAUAGUUGUUACUUGUAACUCUAAUAUGCUUCUAAUUAAGCAAAUAAUUGGGUGUUUGCAGUUGUGCAACAGCAUUUAUGCAAAAUGCAUACCGUCUUCAAAAAAUAACUAUUUUACAACAAUUGGAUGCAUUUUGUUUCGGUAUUAUGUUCAAAUACGUUGAUUCUUUUUUUAUUGUUUUAUGCGAGCUACUGUUAAGGUCGGGAGUAGCCUGCUGUUGGGUAAUAGUCAUUUUUAUCAUCCAAUCAGACGCUUUUAUAUGUUAACGAUCCAGCCAAUAAAAGUCGCCUCGUGGCGCUGCGUGAGGCAGAUCAGAUGUCCAUUUCUGGUGCGUUGACAUGGACGCAGGUGUGAAGACUGCGGUAGUUUGGUAUUUCUGGACCACGGUGAGAGUAUUUAAAGGACGCUUCUUCGUGUUGUCCGUCAACUUGGAUUAAAAGAACAGGACAGCCGCCUGUGUCGGUUUCAUUUUGGGCUGGAAGCGCAAAAUGUUUGAUUCAGACAGGUGAAAGCGACGCAACAUGGAGAGGAAUGGACCGAAGUGUGACUACAAGAAGCUAAAGAGUCAAAUAUCAUGUCAGAAAGCAACCUGCAUGAACUCCUCCACCUGGAGCUGACUGCCAGGUGGAGCGCGUGUGAAAGGAGACCCCGUCAGCCCCCAUGGCUUUCUCAUCAGACCCGUCCCGCAGGGAAAAGGUCCCCGCGACACAGGGUUCACACACGGCUGCACGCAACCUCUUACGAAAGAAGGAGCAGCGUCGCCGUGGAAUCCGAUCCUCCUCGCCCAUGGGCCGGGUCAUCCUCAUCAACUCUCCCGUGGAUGGUGGAGAUGAAAGCGAAGACCUCCACACAGUCACAGUGGAUAAGAGCGUGGAUGGGAAGCUCGGCUUCAGCGUGCGUGGAGGCUCAGAGCACGGCCUCAGCAUCUUCGUCAGUAAGGUCGAGGACAACAGCACGGCACAGGAGGCAGGCCUGCAGGUCGGGGAUAAACUGGUAGAGGUGAACGGCAUCAGCCUGGAGAGCAUCACCAUGAGCAGUGCCGUAAAGGUCCUGACGGGCAACAAUAGGCUGAGGAUGGUGGUGAGGCGAGUGGGGAAAGUUCCCGGCAUCCGAUACUCUAAGGAGAAGACCACCUGGGUGGACCUGAUACAGAGGCGGAUGGUAGUGGAGGAGAGCGGACAAACGCCUUCAGAAGCCAGUUCUGACAGCGCUCUGCAGAGGAUCGUCCACCUUUACACCACCUCCGACGACUACUGCCUCGGCUUCAACAUACGAGGGGGAAAGGAGUUUGGUGUGGGCAUCUACGUCUCCAAACUAGAUUCUGGGGGUCUGGCCGAGCAGAAUGGGAUUAAGAUCGGAGACCAGAUCCUGGCUGCCAACGGCGUGAGCUUUCAGGACAUUAGCCACAGCAGUGCUGUGGAGGUGCUGAAGACCCACACACACAUCAUGCUCACCAUCAAGGAAGCAGGACGGUACCCUGCCUAUAAGGAAAUGGUGGCGGAAUACAUGUGGUUGAAUAAAUUGGCAAAUGGUGCUCAGCCGUCCUCCUCCCAGGCUUCAGACUCCAACUCCUCGACCUCCUCCAUGUCAUCCGGGACCCCAGUCAGCUCCCUGAGCGGCCUGUCCCAGGUCAUGUUCCCGCCCAGCCUGCCCUUUGGAUCAGACAUGGUGGACGUUUGUAUCUCUACAGAAGACCUAAGGUCUGAGUCAGAACUAACAGAGACGGCCAUCCAGACAGAUUUUUCCUCUCAGAGAACGGACGCGGACACCACCCGCAGCCUGGGACCAACCACGCUGCUCAAAGACACGGCGAUCCGUGGAGAGGAGAGCGGGUGGAAGGAGUCUGCCAAAACGGCCGUGCUCCUGGCUCUCAGCAGACCAAGUCGACCGAUCAGCAGGUCACAGAGCCAAGUCACUGUAGCAGAGAUCAAUCAGAAGAAAGACAAGAAGAAGCAGAAGGAGAAGCAUGUGAAGGAGAAGAGCCCUCUGCAGCGCUCAAAGACCUUUGUUAACCUGCUGUUCAAAGGAGGACGCAAGAGAGACGCGUCCAGUGGCCGCUCCAAGUCACCAUACAGAGAAGGCAAAGAGGGACAAAGUGUCAGCGCGAUGCCAAACUCAGAGAUGCUUGGCGUGGUGGAGGACAUCGCCCGCAGGCUGUUGAGCGAGGAGGAGGUGGCUGCUGUGAUGACGGCGUGCCAAAGGUAUAUAGCAGAGAGGUCAGUGGAGAACUUGAUACGCCACCUGCUGGUUGUGCUGGACCGACCUGAAAAGCUGCUGCUUCUGAGGGAAAUCAGACUUGUGCUUCCGCCGUCUGAUCUGAAUGUUUUCAACGACAUGGUGGCUGCUGUUGAAGCUGAAGCCUACGACAUCCUCAAAUAUCGGUCAGUCCGAACACCUCCUCUUCGCUCCCCCAUGUCGGGCCGAGCCCCCAAACGGCGCCUCAUCACACCCAUCCCAGAUUAUAGGGGUGGCUUUGAACUCCAAAGUGCUGAGGAGGUGGAAAAGGAGAGCCACCUGCUGGAGGAGCUGGAGAAGCUCAGCCUGACUAGCUCGCAGGGGUCUGAGAGAAAAACCAAGACCUCUAGUUCUUUCUCAGCUCUUCUGGACGUACCUGUGGACGGCUAUAAGCCGAGAAACUUCAGGUCCCGCUCUGCUGGGCCCCUGCUGCCCAACUGGCUGCUGGCCCACAGCAGCGACUCCCCCUCUCCUCUCUGCACAGACAUCGGCACCAUUCGCUCCGUCCACUUUGACGAGGCCUCCCUGCGCUCGUCUUCAGACAAGGCGGAGAGCAGCCUUGAGAGGGGAAGGACUUUCUUCAGGAACAGCCACUCGCACGGCAAGACGGAGAAGAGCGCGGACAGGAACACGAACGGCCUGUUCACUCUGCGGAGUGCAAACCGCAGGAGUCGACCUUCACUGUCGCAGGUGUUUGGCAGCAGUCAGGAGCAGCAGGUGAACGGCCACCGGACUUCCUCCGAUGACAGGCUGAACGGUACUGAGCCUGAACAGGAGCAUCGACUGAAGACUGUCAGCAUCUCCAAAACCAGACAGUCUCUGGGCAUCAGCAUUUCUGGUGGGAUCGAGUCAAAGGUUCAGCCAAUGGUGAAGAUCGAGAAGAUCUUCCCUGGAGGAGCCGCCUCCAUGUGUGACGUACUCAAGGCUGGAUUUGAGUUGGUGUCUGUGGACGGCGUUUCCCUCCAAGGAGUGACCCACCAGCACGCCGUUGACAUCAUCCGCAAAGCCUUCAGCAACAAGGCCAAAGACCCCAUGGUGUUUGUGGUCAAAGUUCCCAAAAACCUUUUUUGAAAGACAACUUUGAGCUCCCUUAGUGGGGAAUAAUGGAAACCCGUCCCAGUGACUCGCAGCUGUGUUAUUUCCCCGUUAAUGUCGAAGAGGGCAACAUGCUGGGCUGGAAAACGCACAACUUUGAUGAUCCCAGGAAUUCAGGACCAUGAGGAGAGAGGGGAAAUAAAAAAGACUUUGGUUCUGA